CGAGAGAGAGAGAGAGAGAAGAGCCCAGAGCGUCCCCUUCGCUGGCCCCGGGGCAGACAGCCCCCUUGUGCCGCGCGGCCGGGCCCGGCCCCCCCUCUCGGGGUCCCCCUGGGGCGUCCGGGGCAAAGCCCGGUGCCCGCCAGUUUGCCCUCAAGCAGGCUGAUGCCUUUUGCUGCCUGCCCCGGCGGCCGGCUCUCGGCCCGCGGGAGCUGGUGACAGCCGGGUCCCUGAGGUGGUCUCUUUUUAAGCAUCUUUUUUGCUCUGCCCAUGACCGAGGCAGCUCUGUAGCCAGCUCGGUGGCUGGUGUGACGGUGCCGGGUCUGGGCUGCCACGUCCCACGGUGAUGCCGGUGCUGUCUCCUUUCCCGCAGGCGGCGCAGGGCAGGACGCUUCCAGCCCCCGGCUGGGCUGAGACCUCGGGCGGACACAGUACCUGCGUAGCUGGAGCCAGCGCCGGCCGCCUGUUCCCAGCACUCCUGUGAGGAUGGAGGAGCAGCAGGACGCAGCAGGCCCCAGGCCCAGGGCAGAGAAAGCCCCUCUUGUCAUCCAGGCCAGGGCCGGCCAGGAGAGCCUGAGAGGGGCUGGGCCGCAGCAGAUCAAGCAGGAGCCGCAGGAGGAGCUGGUCGAGUGUGCGGAGGUGGCGCAAGUGGAGGCCGGGCCAGCCCCAGGGACCCCACGGCAGCUGGAGCCAGUGCCAGGGGACGACCUCCCGGUCCUGGAGAUGCGGCGACAGCGCUUCAGAGGCUUCUGCUACCAGGAGGCCGAGGGGCCGCGGGAGGUCUGCAUCCGCCUGCAGGAGCUGUGCCGGCGCUGGCUGGAGCCCCAGCGCCGCAGCAAGGAGCAGAUCCUGGAGCUGCUGGUGCUGGAGCAGUUCCUGGCGGUCCUGCCCCAGGAGAUGCAGAGCUGGGAGUGGGGGCCUGGUGUGGAGACCUGCGCCGAGGCCGUGGCCCUGGCCGAGGGCCUUUGGCUGGAGCAGCCGGAGGACGAGAAGCUGCAGGUCACGGUGUGCGUGAAGGUUGAGGAGGUGACCUCGGACAAGGGGGCCCCUGCGGGGGACUUGUGGGAACCUCUGGACUCCUGGGUGGAGCAGCCGCAGGAGGAGGAAGGACGGGGAGAAAGCCCUGGGCCCCAGGAGAAGCCGUCACGUGUCCCCAAAGAGGAGCCCACACCCCACGAGGAGUCAGAUUCCCCCGACGUGGAGGAGACCUGGGGCACAGUGGAGGUGGAGAGCUCCUUAGGCUGGUUCCCCCGACGAGGCCGUUUCCCCGGAACAGCAGGCACAGGGACCCAAGGUAGAACAGAGCAGCAGACUCCUGAUGAAGGACCUGCCCACCUGGCACUGACAGGGACAUCCCUGGGAAGCCACCUGCACAAAAGACAAGCCAGGCCCCCCAGGCAGAGGGAGACCAUGGCAGCGCACGACGUCGCAGCUCCACUUGGACUGAGCCUGGGCUGCGGGGAAAAGUCCGUGGAGCCAAGAGACCCGAAUGAGGGCAAGCUUCCUGUGAGCAGAGAAGGCCCAGGAGGGCAGCAGGAGCCGGGAGCCCAGGGCAGGGGGAGACAGCAUGGCUGCCCCACCUGUGGGAAGCUCUUUGAGUGCCCGGCACACCUGGCCCUGCACGAGCGUGUGCACACAGGCGAGAAGCCUCACGCCUGCCCCCUGUGUGGCCGGAGCUUCGCCCGUCCCGGCAACCUGGCCGCCCACUUCAAGACACACUCAGGCGAGAGGCCACACCGGUGUCCUGACUGCGGCAAGGGCUUUGCCCGCCCUGACAACCUGGCCACGCACCGCCGCACCCACACUGGGGAGAAACCCCACGGCUGUGGCCAGUGUGGCCAGCACUUCGCCAGCCUCUCCCACCUGGCUAAGCACCGGCGCCAGCAUGCAGGGGACAAGCCACACCGCUGCACCCACUGCGCCAAGGCCUUCCUGUUCCCCUCAGACCUGGCUGCCCACCAGCGCGUGCACGUGCGGGGGGGACCACCGCUGCACCGCUGCGCCCAGUGUGGGAAGGCCUUCAGCCACCCUGUCAAUUUGGCCCGGCACCAGCGCAGCCAUGAGGGGGACAAACCACACCGCUGUGCCCUCUGUGGCAAAGGCUUUGCCCACCCCUCGCUGCUGGCGCGGCACCGACCCGUGCACACCGGGGAGAGGCCACACACCUGCGCCCAGUGCGGCAAGGGCUUUGUGUCCCGCUCCGACCUGGCUCGGCACUGCCAUGUGCACACGGGUGAGAGGCCACACACAUGUGCCCACUGCGGCAAGGGCUUCGUGCAGCAUGCCCACCUUGUCCGCCACCGGCGCCUCCACAUGCCACCACUGCCAUCACCACUGCUGUAGAUUCAUAAAUUAUAGAGUCGGAAGGGACCCAAUCGGUCAUCAUGUCCGACCCCCUGCCCCUGGCAGGAAAGAGGGCCGAGGUCAGACGACCCC
Alligator sinensis (Chinese alligator) is the source of this 2433-nucleotide messenger RNA. RefSeq names its product zinc finger protein with KRAB and SCAN domains 8-like. The transcript has 4 exons. Gene Ontology annotation, molecular function: RNA polymerase II cis-regulatory region sequence-specific DNA binding; DNA-binding transcription factor activity, RNA polymerase II-specific. The record is from RefSeq and is a predicted model, not a curated record. Gene Ontology annotation, biological process: regulation of transcription by RNA polymerase II. Bases 484 to 2340 code for a protein of 618 amino acids. Lineage: Eukaryota; Metazoa; Chordata; Crocodylia; Alligatoridae.